Messenger RNA from Clonostachys rhizophaga, 303 nucleotides. The record is from the annotation of a GenBank genome assembly. NCBI's taxonomy places the organism in Eukaryota, Fungi, Ascomycota, Sordariomycetes, Hypocreales, Bionectriaceae.
AUGUCCAAUAUGACAUCCUUCCAAAAGCUGUCCAGGGGCUUUUGCCUCAGGCUUCCGCCCACGUCAAUUCAAAUGGAUGGGCCUGCUCAGCGCGACGGCCCCGUCACCAAUGCCAAUGACCGUACUGUUCGCAAUUCAGGGACCGGUGCCCCUAUGGGGAAGGUCGUGUUUCGUAUUCGACGGCGGCGGGUCUUUCAAGCACCAGCUCAGGAUUUCGUAUUCUCGUAUCCGCAGUCACAAAUAGAUUCAGCGUGGGCUGAGGAAGAGAAGCAGUACAUUUUGCUAAGAACAGCUUCUGAAUAG